CAACUUCAAUUAAACCCCCUCUCUCUCCGUCCAAAUCCCGAAAUUAAUUCAAUCACAAGAUCCAAUCCCGAUGCCGACGCCGUCGCCGGAGCAGCCGUUCAAGUGGCACUACGCCGAAUUCGACGACCGCAGCUUCCAAAUCCGCGGCCACACCCUCUUCUUCGUCGUCGUCCUCUUCUCCGUCAUCCUCCUCGUCGCCCUCCUCUUCCUCUACGCCCGCUGGGUCUGCCGCUUCUCCUCCUCCUCCUCCCCCCCUCCUCCACGCGCGCCGCCUCCUCACGCGCCGGCGCGUGGCCUCGACGCGGCCUCCAUCGCCAGCCUCCCGAUCGUCCUCCACGGCCAAUCGGAGCCGAUCAGCUCCGACGGCGAGUGCUGCAUAUGCCUCGGAGUGUUCGGCGACGGGGACAAGGUGAAGCUGCUGCCGCGGUGCCGGCAUUGCUUCCACUCCGAGUGCGUCGACGCGUGGCUCGUGACUCACUCGAGUUGCCCGCUCUGCCGCGCCGCCAUCCGAGUCGACUCGCCCGUUUGACUCGACUCGCUCUUUUCAUUUUUUAUUAUUUUUUUAUUUUAGGAAAAAGAAAAAGAAAAGAGGCCCUCAAAAUGGGGGGAGAUUCUCUCUUUUUUUUUGCAUAGAUUUAAGGAGAAUCUAUUUUGCUGGGAUAUUGUUGCAUUGUGGAUAAUUGGAUAAUUUUAAAUGAAAAAUUUAUAUAUAUGGAUAAUUCUGUUGUUG
Salvia hispanica is the source of this 730-nucleotide messenger RNA. NCBI's taxonomy places the organism in Eukaryota, Viridiplantae, Streptophyta, Magnoliopsida, Lamiales, Lamiaceae. The record is from RefSeq and is a predicted model, not a curated record.